Molecule: messenger RNA, 1858 nt
Organism: Phaethon lepturus (White-tailed tropicbird)
Lineage: Eukaryota; Metazoa; Chordata; Aves; Phaethontiformes; Phaethontidae
Gene: CDC42EP3
Product: CDC42 effector protein (Rho GTPase binding) 3
Exons: 1
Coding region: 25-792 (255 amino acids)
Source: RefSeq, a predicted model, not a curated record
CCUCUCUCAGAAACUACAAGCAAGAUGCCAGCCAAGACACCCAUCUACUUGAAAGCUGCUAACAAUAAGAAAGGAAAGAAAUUCAAGCUAAGGGAUAUCUUGUCUCCUGAUAUGAUCAGUCCACCACUUGGAGAUUUUCGUCACACCAUACAUAUUGGAAAAGAAGGACAACAUGAUGUUUUUGGAGACAUCUCCUUUUUGCAGGGCAACUAUGAGCUAUUGCCUGGAAAUGAAGGAGAAACCAGAAUUAGCCAGUCCAGUGGCCACAAUGAAUUCUUAAGGGCAAACAGCACUUCUGAAUCCAUGUUUACAGAAACUCCAUCACCAGUGCUCAAAAAUGCUAUUUCCCUUCCUGCCAUCGGGGGUUCUCAAGCCCUUACGUUGCCUUUAUUGUCACCAGUGACAUUUAAUUCAAAGCAAGAAUCCAUCAGGUCAUCAAGAAAUCCUAGGCUUAGCUGUGAGCCAGUAAUAGAAGAAAAAUUGCAGGAGAAAAGUAAACAGUUGGAGGAUGGAGAAACAUACAAAGAUGACAUAUGGGAGCAAAAUGAUGGCUCUUCGCAUCUUAGUAAUGGUAGAGACAGUCACUCAUCCAGCUUUUCUGAACGAUGCACUGAUUGGCAAACAGUUGAUUUAUUUGAUGACAGUCAACUUCCAUGUGAACUAACCAAGGCAAAGACUAAGUCAGAAGAAUCCCUUUCAGAUCUUGCAGGCUCUCUUCUCUCCCUACAACUUGACUUGGGACCUUCACUUUUGGAUGAGGUCCUCAAUGUAAUGGACAAGAAUAAAUCUUAGAACUGGUACUCCCUUGCUUCUUUAUAAAUGAUUCACUUAAACAAAAACAAACAAAAAAACAUAGUUCAAAAGCAGAGACACUUAAAAAUCAGCUGUACUUGCAGUUGUUUGACGGGUUUUCUAAAAAUAUUCUUAAAAUACUAUUUUUUUACCUAUUGUUUUUCAUGAUUUUUAUUACACUAAAUUCUCAUAGCAGGAAGGUAAACUUAAAUAACAGUUUUCAGCAAAUAUAAAAUGUUUUUAAGUACCAGUAUUAAUGAUCAGAAACUUAAGAAACACAGUUUGAGGAUGAUACUGAUUGUUGACGAUUGGUGACACUCCUGUGGGCUUCUGAAUAUAUGAGAAUCUCUAAGUGUCAGAAAGCAGACAGAUAUUAAUUAUUCACUUUUAUAAAUUAUUACAACAUUACUUUACAUGUAGGCCUCUUUCUAGAACCUUGUGUUUGAGGGUUUGAUAGUGUUUUUCUUCAUUUUCCAUAGUACCAUUUCUGUUACACCUUCACUGUAACUAAGUUCUUGGUCUUAUACUACAGCUCUGUAUUCAGAUGUGAACAAUUUGAAGGCUUUUUCAGUUUGAACACCUGGUCCAGAGUCUCAGCUGCUUUAAAUGAGUAUGCACAAAUUUACACAAGUUGAGGCUUGGGCCUGACAUUGUAUAUGAAAUGAUAUGUUGUAAACAGGUGACACAUGCAAGAUAUUAUGGUUAAAUUAUUUUAAAAGUUUAAAUAUUUUUUGUGUGCAUAUUGGCUUUUUACUGCAGAGCCUACACAUACAGUAUCUCAUCAAAAUAGUUGCUUGGCAUUAUGGGUGCUCUUCUGAAAAUUGUAUAUGUGUGUGUUUGAAAAGAAAUAUGUAUUGACACUCCUUGCUUUUUUUCUUCAUUUAUUGCCACACAUGCUUAAACUUGCAACUGAUUAUUUUAAUUUUUGGAGAAAGCACUGGUUAUUCACAAUGCUUGUGAUGUGUGCUGCAACAGCCAAUGUUUUGGGAAAUGUGGAUCUUUUAAUACAGUACCUACGUGGAUUGCAUAGAUAUCUUGUGCAAUACAAUAAACAAAACUUUAAAUU